Lactuca saligna is the source of this 672-nucleotide messenger RNA. Lineage: Eukaryota; Viridiplantae; Streptophyta; Magnoliopsida; Asterales; Asteraceae. The record is from the annotation of a GenBank genome assembly.
AUGUCUGAAUUUUACAAUGGUCUUCGCAAAUCCUUUGGAACAAGCUUUCCAAAUGAAGAUGACGUUCCAAGAUAUGAUCAAGGAAAUGAAAGCCAUGCUUCACUUCCUCCACCUCCUCCAAUUGUUCUCCCUGACCCACAAGUUCAAUGGAUUGAAAAGAUCAAUCUCACUCAAGCCCUAUUGGCAAGUAAGCACGCAGAUGGGAAACCUGUGUGUGCACACGUCUUAGAGAUGAAGUCACGCAUUGAUAGGUUAAGGAUGUUGGGUGUCGAUAUCUCAGAGAUGUUGGCUGUUUACUGGGUUCUUCGGUCACUUCCUGAUUCAUAUAGAGUCCAUUUGCUUUUACUGCCAAGAGAAGGGGCAUUGGAGACGAAGCUGCCCUAUUUACCUCGGAGAUCUAGGAGAUGGGAGAGUCAAGACGUAUGGCUCUACUUCAGAAUCGAAGAAAAGAAAGGAAACUUAAUGAAGAAACGUGCUGAAUCUGAUCACGAAGAAAUGGAUUUUGAUCGCAUGGAUUCAAAGAUCGGAUUUUUGAGCUGCUGCUUUAGAGUUAGGGUAGAUUGCUAAGAAAUAUGUAAUAGCAUAGUUUUUCAGUUGAAUUGCAUUGUAAGGACAAUUUUUUCCGCAAUAAAAUAAAUUUUGAGUUUUAUCUUAUUUAUUUAUCCUUACAAU